This is a messenger RNA of Aspergillus wentii DTO 134E9, 1660 nucleotides long. It is a transcript of the gene rmtA, whose product is annotated as protein-arginine omega-N methyltransferase HMT1. Gene Ontology annotation, molecular function: protein-arginine N-methyltransferase activity. Lineage: Eukaryota; Fungi; Ascomycota; Eurotiomycetes; Eurotiales; Aspergillaceae. Gene Ontology annotation, biological process: peptidyl-arginine methylation. The transcript has 7 exons. The coding region runs from base 155 to 1201 and encodes 348 amino acids. Gene Ontology annotation, cellular component: nucleus. The record is from RefSeq and is a predicted model, not a curated record.
GUCGGAUUGAGGGGAUUGAUCUUCAUCCUUCAUUAUUUAUUGCAUUUAUUACAAACCAGGCAUUUUUUGUCUUUUUGUUAAUAUUGUGUUCUUAUCUGUUUGCCUUUUCUUUUUCUCCAUUAUCUUCUUUUGGAUUUAGAAGAAUAUAGCAAAUAUGGACAGGCAAUCUGCAGAGCCCGGUUUGAUGACCAGCAGCGCGGACCGUAUGGUCGGCAUGGAGCACGCUGAAGUUCGCUACUUUACUAGCUACGACCACCAUGGCAUUCAUGAGGAGAUGCUUAAAGAUGAUGUUCGUACCCGAUCAUACCGCGACUCUAUCUACCAGAACCGUCACAUCUUCAAGGACAAGGUCGUUCUCGAUGUCGGAUGCGGAACUGGUAUUCUCAGCAUGUUCGCUGCCAAGGCCGGUGCUAAGCAUGUAAUUGGUGUGGAUAUGUCUUCGAUUAUCGAAAAGGCCCGUGAGAUCGUUGAAGCCAACGGCUUGACGAGCAAGAUUACCCUUCUCCAGGGCAAGAUGGAGGAGGUCGAGAUGCCCUUCCCCAAGGUCGAUAUCAUCAUUUCGGAAUGGAUGGGCUACUUCCUUCUCUACGAAAGCAUGUUGGACACUGUCCUCUACGCCCGUGACACAUACCUCAACCCCGGUGGCAAGAUCUUCCCCGACAGAGCCACUAUGUACUUGGCGGGUAUUGAGGACGGCGAAUACAAGGAUGACAAGAUCGGAUUCUGGGACAACGUCUAUGGAUUUGACUACAGCCCUAUGAAGGAAAUCGCCCUCACGGAGCCCCUCGUCGACACCGUUGAGAUGAAGGCCGUGGUCACCGACCCUUGCCCCAUCAUUACCCUCGAUCUUUACACAGUCAAGAAGGAGGACUUGGCAUUCAAGGUUCCCUUCUCGCUCCCUGCCAAGCGCAGCGACUUCAUCCAUGCCGUGAUUGCUUGGUUCGACAUUGACUUUACCGCAUGCCACAAGCCCAUCAGCUUCUCCACCGGUCCUCAUGCCAAGUACACCCACUGGAAGCAGACCGUCUUCUACCUGCGUGACGUUCUCACCGUCGAGGAGGAAGAAGUUGUGUCUGGUGUCAUCGAGAACAAGCCGAAUGACAAGAACAAGCGUGACUUGGACAUCGACAUCUCGUACAAGUUCGAGACCCAAGACCCAGUGCGCUUCGCUGAGGGCAGCUGCUUCUACAGGAUGUGCUAAUUUGCUCGUCCCCUAUAACUUUCGGCCCUUCUACUGUUCUUUUCUCUUAGAGGCAUAGAUGUUCUGUCAACAAGUUCUGGUUUCAAUGUGGGCAGCAUAGCGUAGGCAGAGUGCAGAGUUUUGUUCGUGUGGGAUUUCUGGCGGGUUGAAUGGCCUCAUAUGAUUCUGGUCAUUUUCUCUAUCUCUCUUUUGGCGUUUAUUGGAAGGCAGGGGAACGGCAUUAUUAUUCGGCGUGAUACGGAGAGAUGAUGUCCACUGACACGGUUAUGAAGCUCCUCGAAUUCCCAAGUAGAUACCCCGAGUCGAUGCUCAGUCCUAGCAAACUCCGACGUUCUCCUUAGUUUAAUUGAGCUCUGACCCUUUUCUUUCUAUUGCCUAAUGAAAAUUCGCAUUAGUAUUCUUGUCCGCGGUUUCUUUCCAAUGAUUAAUAUUCAGGACCCGUCUUGGUGGAUGGCGUGU